This is a messenger RNA of Meira miltonrushii, 2355 nucleotides long. RefSeq lists its product as uncharacterized. The transcript has a single exon. The record is from RefSeq and is a predicted model, not a curated record. Gene Ontology annotation, biological process: regulation of DNA-templated transcription; DNA-templated transcription. The coding region runs from base 23 to 2218 and encodes 731 amino acids. Gene Ontology annotation, molecular function: DNA-binding transcription factor activity, RNA polymerase II-specific; zinc ion binding; DNA binding. Lineage: Eukaryota; Fungi; Basidiomycota; Exobasidiomycetes; Exobasidiales; Brachybasidiaceae.
CCAUAUACCAUGAAUCGAGAUUAUGAAUGAAGCAGCACAAGAGGCGCAUAAUUAUACCAACACAUCUCGAAAGACAAGAAUUUCAAAAGCAUGUCAAACAUGUUCGAUCAGAAGGAGAAAAUGUGAUGGUGAUCAACCCAAAUGUUCAAUCUGUCAAAGGCUUGGGGUUGAAUGCGUUUACGUCAACACAGGAAAGAGACGAGGUAGACCAUCAACUUCUACAACUGAUGAAAAUCGUCAAAAAGGAGCAUUUGCAGAAGGUCCAAUGAGCACGAAAAGAAGGAUCGAUUAUACAUUGGAUAAUAGUGAUGGUGCAAGUAUUGAUCAUUCAGCGCAGGCGAUCUAUCAAACGCCAUCCUCUUCGAAAGCAACGCCAAUCAGCUCGGGAAAUGAUGUCUUGGAACACUUGACCGCUCUUCUCAUCAGCUGGGAAGCAACAGAUCGAAGAGAAAGCAAUACGAUCCCACUCAAGCUGUUAUCGCCUUCUAAGGUACGCUUUCAUUUUGACAUCUUUUGGAGACACGUCCAUACUCAUUGGCAAAUAUUGUACAAGCCUGCAUUUACUGCCAUUCCAGAGACACGAUUGGCAGAUGAAGUGGAACAACCAUUGUUGGAGGCAAUCGUCUGUCUGACAGCAAGUAUGGCCAUUCAUACAGAACGUGAUCGUUCAACGGUCGAAGCAAUCUGUCAAACAGCUACUGUGGAUCUCUUGACAAAGUUGUUGACCCCUGAUUUAAGCGUCGUUCAAGCUCUCUUUCUGCAUUCGCUUCGCUUUUAUGGCAUUGGAGAUCUGAAAAAAGCUUCUUUGUUCACCAGCUGUGCAUGGCAGCUAUGUGUUGAUCUGGGAAUGCACAUCGAUGAUCGUUCUGGUCAUAGGGAUCCCGGCAAACAUCAGGCCAGACUGCGAGCAUUGUGGACAUGUUACUGUCUGGACAAAGUCUUGGCAGCAGAGAUGGAACGUGUACCUGCUUUUCGAAGUGACGGUGUGACGGCUGAGUUGCUGUCAGAGUAUGAACCGGAUGAAUUCGAGAUUGUGUAUCAGAAUUCUGAUUUGAUACCGGAAUUUCAUGGUGCACCUAUGGUCAGUCUUGGGCGACUUCAUGCCGCCUCUUCGCUCAAUCUCACAGUACGCUUGUACAGAAUCCUUGAACAAGCUCUUUUGAGUCCAGUGCAUUUGCAUCCCGAUAAGACUGUAUCAGAACAAGAUCUGCUAUCUUCCUGGACACGCACUCUUGCUUUGGAUCGAGAAUUGGACGCAUUGGCAGGAUCAUGGCCGGAUCAGUUUAGACUGCAUACGCGUAAUGAACUUGCUGUUCCUGGAGUUGCCUGUUUGGUUGUAUGGUUCCACUUGAUCAAAGUGAUCAACUAUCGACCUUAUGUACUUUUGCAAGAUCGCCUGUUUCGCACGCCUAUUCGCAACGCAGAUAUGGCACCUAGCGCUCAAAUUGCUGCAAUGUGCUGCUUAACUUCUGCAUCGGCAAUCGUUCAACUGUUCAAUGCGAUCCCGCGAACAUCAUUAAGAUAUAUUGCAGCAAACAACGCAUUCUCCAUCUUUACAGCUGCAUCUAUUCUGAUGCCUUACAGUACGCACGAAUCACUCUCCAUUGCGAAAGAAUGCCAUCAAAGCGUUCAUAAGUGCUUGGCAUGGCUUGAUGAUUUGGGAGAAACAUGGCCGAUCGCUCGAAAACAUCGAAUGGCACUGGAUGAUAUGGCUCAACUCUUGCAAAUUUCACUGGAUGAUGAUUUGGAAAUGAGCACCACGAUCGCCGCAAAUCCGAAUAUGGAUGGGAACGCUGUUCGACAACAAGAAACAGGUCCAGAAUACAUUCCUGCAGGAGGAUCUGAUUCGCAUGAGAGUCAGACUUUAGGCUUAUCAUCUUUACACAGUAAGGCUACAUCUCCGUUGGGAUUCCGAGGACAACUUGCACUUCGUCCUUUCAGCGAAAGUGUUGGGGAGAAUGUAGCAUCGGUUGAACAAUCCGCAAGCAGCUCUAGCUAUGUGACCGAUUCAGAUGCAGGAAGAAGACAUGGACGCAAUGAAAGCUCUACAUCCAUGGCAGAAUCACAGCCUGACCUUUUGAAUUUUUUGCAUGCAGAUUCGGAUGCGACAUCCUUGUUGGAUGAACUUUGCUUGGAUCCUAGCAUUCAAGCGCUUGUACGACAAUCUCUCUCGCGUGAUACUUCUUUAUGGGAAUCGACAGCUUUCAAGGCGAUCUAGAGUGGGUUUCAAAAUCGUGAUUUUCUCACUCAACAAUGUUCGAUGUGUAUUAUAAGAAAUUCCAAGCAAUGUACAACGAUGUAAGAUGUAUAAAUACAAGUUCCGUGUAAUCAAAAGCAUAGCACUCUGUUAAUUGU